AGGGGCGGGGCAUCAGUUAUGAUCCAGAUUAUAAACCUGCUGAGUGUGAGUGUGUGUGAAGCUGCAAACAGCCGACAGACAAACUGAAGCCUAGCCCCUCGGGGGCGUAUUAUGAUGGUGGGGGGGGCAGCAUGCCUCGCUCGCCCGCUGAUCACGGUCUGGACCGCCGCGCUCGCUCGCCAUACGGCUGCUAUGGGAAUGGGGAGGAGGAGCUGCGUGUCCGGAGGCGACCAAUCAGAGACGAGCGAGGCCGCUGGCACUCACAGGACCACCCUCUGGACCAGGUUCAGGAUGAGCGUGAGCGGCGACGGCGGGAGGAGUUGGAGUUUCAGGCUCAUAACCGUAGCGACCCGAACCUGGCUCGUUACCCAGUGAAACCGCAGCCAUGCGAGGAGGCCAUGAGAAUGUUGGUUCAGGUCGGCAGGGUCCGCCACCAACGCCAUCACAGCGAUGUCUCGCUGGGAGCCGCCGAGCCUGACCACCUGAGAAAUACAGCUCUCCGUCAGAAUCGGCUUCACGGAUUGGUCGGCUCUGGAAGGUCGUUCUCUGUGGACCAGGCAGCCAAUCACGUCAGACCCACAUCUCCCCGCCGCAGCCCGUUACCUCGGCAACACCUGGACCCGAACUCCGCCUUCAAGAGGAAGACAGUCAAUGAGAGCGCAAAACAGAGGGGGCGGAGAAUGGGGAAGAUGCACUUGAUUGGUAGCUUCAGCAGCUCAGAGGAGGAUCUGUUGACCACGCCCGACUACACCAGCUGUGACGAGCCGGACAGAGACAUGGACAGCCAGUGGUGGGAUCAUGGUUCCUGGCACGGCGAGCCUGCACCGAUGUCUAUGCAACCGGUCACAUGGCAACCAUCCAAGGAUGGAGAGCGUCUGAUUGGUCGAAUUCUGCUUAAUAAGAGGAUGAAGGACGGGACGGUUCCCGCGGAUACGGCAGCACUCCUGGGGCUCAAGGUGGUCGGGGGAAAGAUAACGGAGUCAGGUCGUCUUUGUGCAUUCAUCACUAAGGUGAAGAGAGGAAGUCUGGCUGACACUGUGGGACACCUGAGACCAGGUGAUCAGGUUCUGGAGUGGAACGGUCGGGUUCUUCAGGGAGCCACUUUCAAUGAAGUUUACAACAUUAUCCUGGACUCCAAAGCGGAACCACAGGUGGAGCUGGUGGUGUCCCGACCACUCGGAGAUGUUUCCAGAGUAGCAGACAGCUCCCACAUCCAGCUGGACUCCAGUUCUAGUUCCUUCGACUCUCAGAAAGUCGGUCCGUCCAUGUCCGUCACGUCUUCCAGCCUUCUCUCCAGGCAGGUAUCUACUGGUGUGAGGCGUCCUCUGGUUCCCAGGCUUCAGCUGAAGCUCUGGUACGAUAAAGUCGGCCAUCAGCUGAUUGUAACGGUUCUUGGAGCUAAAGAACUUCCUGUUCAAGAUGACGGCCGACACAGGAACCCCUACGUUAAGAUCUACUUCCUGCCAGACAGAAGUGAUAAAAGUAAGCGCAGAACAAAGACGGUGAAGAAAUCGCUGGAACCUCGUUGGAACCAGACCUUCAUGUACUCGCCGGUCCAUCGGCGGGAGUUCGGAGAACGGAUGUUGGAGCUGACGGUCUGGGAUCAGGCCCGAGUCCGGGAAGAGGAGAGCCAGUUCCUGGGAGAGGUCCUCAUAGAGAUGGAAUCUGCUCUGUUGGACGAUCUUCCUCACUGGUACAAACUUCAUGAUGUCUCAUCUCUGCCGCUGUCCAACGCCUCCCCCUACCUGCAGAGGAGAGGACUGCAGCCUGAAGACACAUCAGCCAGCAGGAGGCUGCAGAACAAAGGUCCUUAUUAUAACUCAGGGUCUCAGAGGAUCAGUGACAGCGAGUUCUCAGAUUAUGACUGUGAAGACGGCAUCGGGGUGAUAUCAGACUACAGACUGAAUGGGCGGGACUUCCACAGCUCCACCCUCUCAGUGCCAGAGCAGGUGAUGUCGUCCAAUCAUUGCUCUCGAUCCGAUGUGGUCAGGAUGAGGCCACAGUCGCCGAGCCAGCCGCCUCCUCAUAGCAGUAACCCUCUGUACCCGUUGUACCGGGAAGACGCCGUACGGUUGCUGCGAGGCUCCAAAGUGAGCAGAGCAUACUCCGACGCCGGCCAGUACAGCAGCCUGAACAGGAGAUCACUGAGGAGAGCGUCUGCUGCCACCUCUCUUGAUUCCCACGACAGAUACUUUAACGGUCCGAACCAAACCCAAUGGACCAGCCAAAUGAUGAAUGGGACCUUCGAUGACUACAGUCAGGACUUCAUCCCCGACUUCCCCUACGAACCCGACGCCUACGACGAGGAACUGCUCAGGGCGGACCCGCGAGCCGUAUCGCCCCUAACAAGUCCAAUGGGAACGCCGGUCUUCAGCCGCCGAGGACGCCAGCUGCCCAUCGUCCCGCCCAAAGGAGCUCCGGACAGAAUUUUGACCACGCCCACCAUGGGAGCACCAAUGACAGCUGUAGCUCCUCCCACUCCAUAUCAUCAGGCCCCUCCUCCUGUCCACAAACAAGCUCCACUUCCUGCCAAUCAGCCUAAGCCUCCUCUCAUACGAAUCCAAGCCCCGCCUCCUCCUGGACCCGCCCACCCCCACCCACCUCUUGCACCUGCUCCAGUGCCCGCCCCGGCCCCAGCACCGGUACAAGUCCAAGCCCCGCCCCGAGCACCGGUACAAGUCCAAGCCCCGCCCCCAGCACCCGUAAAAGUCCAAGCCAUGCCCCCAGCACCCGUACAAGUCCAAGCCCCGCCCCCAGCUGUGGUACAAGUCCAAGCCCCGCCCCCAGCACCUGUACAAGUCCAAGCCCCGCCCCCAGCACCGGUACAAGUCCAAGCCCCGCCCCCAGCACCUGUACAAGUCCAAGCCCCGCCCCCAGCACCUGUACAAGUACAAGCCCCGCCCCCAGCUCCAGUACAAGUCCAAGCCCCGCCCCCAGCACCGGUAAAAGUCCAAGACCCGCCCCCAGCACCUGUACAAGUACAAGCCCCGCCCCCAGCUCCAGUACAAGUACAAGCCCCGCCCCCAGCACCAGUACAAGUCCAAGCCCCGCCCCCAGCUCCAGUACAAGUCCAAGCCCCGCCCCCAGCUCAUGUACCUUCACCUGCACCUGCUUCUACUCCUGCACCUGCUCCAGUGCCACCUCCAGUACAAAUCCAAGCCCCGCCCCCAGCUGCUUCCCCUCCUGUAGUCAAAACACUACCACCCCCUGCACCUGCCCCCUCCCCUGCCCCGCCCCCACAAACUCCAGAGCCAGACAGAUGCCCAACGACACCUGGAGGGUCCAGAAAAGAGGUCACAUGGGAGGACCAGCAGAACAAAACAGCCAAUGGUAUGGCACCAACUGUUAGCCACACCCAACCCCAGACAGGCGGGGCGUUACCUGCGAGCAGAGAAGGUGUGAUGAAGGAUCCAUCAAAGAAGAGGGAAAGUCUGUCCUUUAAAUCAUCAGACAGUGAUGCCAGCGACGUGUCGGCCAUGACCACCGACAGCCGAUCCAUCAGUCGGGCAGAGUCUCUGGACGGCCAAUCAGAUGAUGGGGCAGGGUCAGAGGGAACACAGGAAGCAGCGGUGGCAACAGAGGGCGGAGCUACAUUGCAGAAGAGCGAAUCAACCGAGAAAGUAGUAGAGGCGGCGCAGUCUGAGGCUUCAAAGGCGGCGCCGGCGUCCGGAGCUCCUAUCGCCAAGUCGGCGAGCGCCGCUGGAGAGAUUUGUUCGUUGUCGAGAAAUAAUGACGACGACGAUGACGACAAGAAGCGACGCUCGAGCUUCGGAGCGAAGAUGAUGGGAAUGGUUGGACUGGGAAAGAAGGGUCAGACCCAGAUCAACCCCGAGGAGGAAGAGAAGAAGAAGAAGGUGGUGAGACUUCCUGUCCAGAGGAGCAUAGAAACCGGUCUGGCUGUCGACUUCAAAGCUCGUUUCACCCGCCAGCCGAGCCGCGACCCGGACGCUGAUGACCCCAAACCUGGAGCGUUGAUAUUUCCGGGAGUGAAGUUGGCGACAGACAAACAUUUCACCGGUUUCCUGUCUGGAUUAGGCCCCGCCCAGCUGGUUGGACGGCAGACUCUGGCCACGCCCGCUAUGGGUGACAUCCAGAUCGGGAUGGUGUACAGGAAGGAGCGUCUGGACGUGGAGGUGAUCCGAGCCCGGGGGCUUGUGGGUAAACAAGGCAACAAGAACAACACUCCAGCUCCCUAUGUGAAGGUGUAUCUGAUGGAUAACGGGAAGUGUGUGUUGAAGAGAAGAACUCGUCUGGCGAGAAAAUCACUCGACCCGCUUUAUCAACAACAGCUGCAGUUUGAAGAAAACCCCGAAGGAAAAGUACUGCAGAUCAUCGUGUGGGGCGACUACGGUCGGAUGGAUCAUAAAUCUUUCAUGGGAGCCGGUCAGAUCCUAUUGGAUGAUCUCGACCUGGGCAACAUGGUGAUUGGCUGGUUCAAACUGUUUCCUGCCACCUCAUUGGUGGACGCUGCCUUGGCCCCGCUAACCAAUAAGGAGGUAGAGGGCACGAAGCCGUAGCGUCAGGAGGCGGGGAUCGACUGUAUCGCCAUAGCAACGGGCCGGGAGGGAACACAUUUUUACCGGGCGGAGCCAUAAAAAGUCCCGUGAUCCUCCUCUGCUGCUGCUGCAUGUUGCAUGAUGACAUCACAGAGAUGACGUGACAGUGUCACAAUUCACAAUGAUGUCACCGGGAGGAGGAAGGAGGCUCCGCCCCCCUGAUGCUUAAACAGGAAACUCCCCCACAGUGGGGGCGGGGCUAGACAGCAAAGGAUGCUGGGAAAAGACAAGACAGGACCUCCUGUCCAGGACCUCCAAGGCCAUGUGACCUCCAGCUGCCAGCCAAUCACAGCAGCUCCUCAGGGGUCAUGUGAAUGUUAGCGGCAUGUCCAGAAACCAUAGACCCAGUCACCUGAUCGUUUCCAUGGAGACACCGAACGUCCUUCAUGUUUUUACAUGGAACGACAUUAGAACAUAACAAAACAUGAACUGUGAAAAAAGUUAAAGAACAUGAGAACUGAAAAAUAAAAAUAUUAGCUCUGAAAA
Sebastes umbrosus (honeycomb rockfish) is the source of this 5042-nucleotide messenger RNA. RefSeq names its product regulating synaptic membrane exocytosis 2b (gene rims2b). The record is from RefSeq and is a predicted model, not a curated record. Gene Ontology annotation, biological process: regulation of synaptic plasticity; calcium ion-regulated exocytosis of neurotransmitter; regulation of membrane potential. Gene Ontology annotation, molecular function: small GTPase binding; transmembrane transporter binding. NCBI's taxonomy places the organism in Eukaryota, Metazoa, Chordata, Actinopteri, Perciformes, Sebastidae. Gene Ontology annotation, cellular component: presynaptic membrane; cytoskeleton of presynaptic active zone. Bases 132 to 4517 code for a protein of 1461 amino acids. The transcript is spliced from 35 exons.